Labrus bergylta (ballan wrasse) is the source of this 4693-nucleotide messenger RNA. NCBI's taxonomy places the organism in Eukaryota, Metazoa, Chordata, Actinopteri, Labriformes, Labridae. The record is from RefSeq and is a predicted model, not a curated record.
UCUGCUCUCAGUUCUCAAAGGGCGUGUACGCCAUCAUGGGUCUGUACGACCGGCGCACCGUCAACAUGCUGAUGUCAUUCUGCGGCUCUCUGCACGUCUGUUUCGUCACACCUUCCUUCCCUGUUCAGACCAACAACCAGUUCGUCUUGCAGCUCCGGCCCCAGCUGCAGGAGCCCCUCAUGGCCCUGCUGGAGCACUUCUACUGGACCAGGUUUGUCUACAUGUACAGCCCUGACUCAGGUUUGUCAGUGCUGCAGAGGAUCUUGGACACUGCGGCUGAGCGGACUUGGCAGGUCACCUCAGUGAACUUGGACACUCUGACAGAAACGGGCUUCAUCAAGCUGCUGACUGACCUCGACUUCAAGAAAGACUUUCAGAUCAUCAUCGACUGUGAGCUGGAACGUCUCAACUCCAUCCUCAAGCUGAUUGCAGCUCAGAAGAGAAACUUGAAGAAUUAUCACUUCGUCCUUAACAACCUGGGCUUCAUGGACCUGAACAUGACAGAGUUUCAGAAGCUAGGCCCCAACGUGACUGGUUUCCAGCUGGUGAACCAAUCUGAUCUGGCCGUGGAGAAGAUCAACCAGGACUGGCUCGACUUCGACAGCAAAGACCUGAAACUGGCCCGCAGGAAGAUCAGGUACACAGGAGCUCUGACCUAUGACGGCGUCACCGUCAUGGCGACAGCUUUCCAGAACCUGCGUCGGCAGCGGAUCGACAUCUCUCGCCGUGGCAACGCAGGGGAGUGUCUGGCGAACCCUCCCGCUCCCUGGGGUCAGGGCAUCGAUAUACAGAGAGCCCUGCAACAGGUGCGGCUGGAGGGACUGACAGGUUGGCUUCAGUUUGAUGAGCGAGGACAUCGAACAAACUUCAGCCUGACAGUGAUGGAGCUGAGCCUCACAGGGCCCAGGAAGAUCGGCAUCUGGAACGAGAGGAGCGGUUACGUGAAGACGGCCGUGUAUAGACCGGUGGUGGAGGAGUUCUACGGCCUGCAGAACAGAACAUAUAUAGUCACCACCAUACUGGAGGCUCCCUACAUGAUGCUGAAGAAGAACCACGAGCAGCUUGUAGGGAACGACAGAUACGAAGGUUACUGUGCUGAGCUGGCCUCGGAGAUCGCCAAACACGUUGGCUUCUCCUACCGGCUGGAGCUGGUCGGAGAUGGAAAGUAUGGAGCACAAAACGUCGAAACAAAGAUGUGGAAUGGGAUGGUUGGAGAGCUGGUGUACGGGAAAGCUGACGUUGCAGUCGCCCCUCUGACCAUCACCUUGGUGAGAGAGCAGGUGAUCGACUUCACCAAACCCUUCAUGUCUCUGGGAAUCUCCAUCAUGAUCAAGAAACCCACCAAGUCCAAACCGGGGGUCUUCUCCUUCCUCGACCCGCUGGCCUACGAGAUUUGGAUGUGCAUAGUGUUCGCCUACAUCGGAGUCAGUGUGGUGCUUUUUCUGGUGAGUCGUUUCAGUCCGUAUGAGUGGAAAGGAGACGAGUCUGAUGAUGAAGAUGAAACUCUGCCCCCGUCUUCCUCUCGACGAGUUCUGUCCUCGUCUCAGUCUGCAGGGUACUCUCAGAACCAGAACCAGAACCAAAACCAAAACCAAAACCAGAACCAGAACCAGAACCAGAACCAGAACCAGAACCAGCAGAAAGAGAAGGAGACUCCAGAGUACACCAAUGACUUUGGGAUCUUUAACUCUCUGUGGUUCUCUCUCGGGGCCUUUAUGCAACAAGGCUGUGACAUCUCGCCUAGGUCACUAUCAGGUCGAAUCGUUGGAGGAGUUUGGUGGUUUUUCACCCUCAUCAUCAUCUCCUCUUACACAGCCAACCUGGCAGCCUUCCUCACCGUGGAGAGGAUGGUUUCCCCUAUAGAGGGUUCAGAGGACUUGGCCAAGCAGACGGAGAUCGCCUACGGUACCCUGGACGGAGGCUCCACCAAAGAGUUCUUCAAGCGAUCAAAGAUAGCAGUUUUUGAGAAGAUGUGGUCCUACAUGCGGAGCGCAGACCCCACAGUGUUCGUCAAAAACACUAAUGAGGGUGUGAUUAGAGUCAGGAAGUCAAAGGGGAAGUAUGCCUACCUGCUGGAGUCCUCCAUGAACGAGUACAUCGAGCAGAGGAAGCCCUGCGACACCAUGAAAGUGGGAGGUAACCUGGACUCUAAAGGUUACGGAGUGGCCACGCCCAAAGGAUCACCUCUCAGAAACCCUGUUAACUUGGCCGUAUUAAAACUGAACGAGCAGGGCCUGUUGGACAAAUUGAAAAACAGAUGGUGGUAUGACAAGGGAGAGUGCGGCAUCGGGGGAGGGGACUCCAAGGACAAAACGAGCGCGCUCAGUCUGAGCAAUGUAGCGGGAGUGUUUUACAUCUUGAUCGGAGGUCUGGGUUUGGCCAUGCUCGUGGCUCUGGUUGAGUUCUGCUACAAGUCCCGCAUCGAGUCGCGGAGAAUGAAGGAACUCAUUGAUGCCGCCAUAGCGAGUGGAGGAGCAGGUGGGGGCAUGGUAGCGGGAGGUUUUGGAGGAGGAGCGUCAGGGCUCGGAGGUGAGAAUGGCCGCCUGGUGGCACACGACUUCCCGAAGGCCGGAGUUCAAGGUUUACCCUGCAUGAGCAAAACAACUGGCCUGGGACUGUCGUCCACGGGCAUGUGAUCAAAACGGAGACCCGACUGGACAGAAUGCUCCAUUCUGACGGCCUGUCAGCCUGAGGAAGGGAUCGAAAGAAUAUGAUUGGAUGGCAAAGAAGGAAAGACACAAAGACACACGACCAAAGAGAUAAGGAGGUCUGAAGGUCUGUCAGGAAGAAAGAGGAGUGUUCAUGUUCACCUUGACUGGACUGAAAACUAUAGAACUCUGACGAACGGAGAGCACCUGAACACAACACAGGAAUGCACAAACAAGUAACUGGAUUUAAAAACUGAAUCUACUUUUUCUACAACGAUGUCUUAAACUCCUCGACUCCUGCAAGAUAAGAACACAGAGGAGAUUUUAUAAAAGUUCUUAAUGCACAGAGUCUUCUCCUCCCUUCACCUCCUCUUCUUUACAUCCUCUUUCCUCCCUCCCUUUCCCUGCUCUCCUUGUGCUCUGGUUCACAGAAAGUGCCGUCACCUUUAUUAAGUGUUGGACCUUGAAAGAGUCCGACUUUGAAAGAGUUGGACUAGGCGCAUGUUGACAUUUAACCCUUUUUAGACACUUUUUGAGGAAACAUUCAGGAGAGCGCCGUGAUCAGCAAUCCGCCCUCAUGAUAUCACAGUUUUAGUUUUAGACCACCAAGCAGCAUGUUUCAGUUUUUUGUUGUAUCGCUAUUUUUUAUCUCUAUUUAAAUGAAAAGUUUCUCUGAUAUUGCUUGAGGUCUUCAGCAGACCAACAUGUUUGAAAUGAUCUCAAAGGAAAUCCUCCUGCACAGACUGGAAACAUGUUAAUGAACUCCUGCAGCAGCAUGAUGAACUCAACAAGCAGCCGUUUGUCUGAAAGAAUCUCUACAUAUUUAUAUUUUUUAUUUAUAUAUAAGGAAACAAACACAAACCAGUUUUUAGGUUUUAAUUAUGAGUUUACAGAAUAACUGACAGUUCUGGUCUCACGUCCUGCGCCAACAAUAGACAGAAAAGAAUCUGCAUGUUUUGAAGGUUAGCAUCACAUAAAUCGCUCACACGACACAAAGAUUUCUCAAGUUAUUUUCACCCACUGUGAAGUGAUGGUGAGUUCUGAGUUACUUAACAAUUUCAAUCAAUCCGUCAUUUAAAAUGUGAUUUAAACUUUCCACUAAUGAACGAACAGAAAGCGCGAAGAAAUCAGCCGAGCUUUGGAACAGAAACAUAGCCUCUUCACACAUCUUACAUAUUACACCAGGACAUUAUGAUUCAGCUAACAAUGUUAAAUAUGCUAGAUUAGAUUAUCUUUCUGUUAUUUUCCAAAAAGUGGAUGUUGUUUUAUAUAUAGCUAGCCUGGAUUUGAUUUGAUGAAAAUUUAACAUUACCAAUACAUUUGCACAAUCAGGAGGUGUUAAGCUUCUUCUAGGUUUAUAGAGUCCAAGGAAAAUGUAUGGUAGUGUAGGCUAGGCUGUUAGCUGUAGCAUCCCAACUCUUCAUGUCCUAACAAGACUUAAGUGUUAAACAUUAGUAGGACCUGGCUGACUUCCAGCUCCAUUGAUAGCUGCUGCCCUCCUGUGGCACCUGUGUGUUACUGCAGAAUACAGGUUUGCUAAGAGAUUACCUAACUCCCACAGACACCGAGAGAGGACAAAAACACUGAAGACCAUUGUUGAUAGUAGCAUGAUUAUAUGUGUUAAAUCAAGGUGUGUUAGGAGCACCAGGUGUGUAUCCCAUUAUCUUUAUCUUUAAAGCAUGGAACACUGCUGAAAACACAUCAUUCACAUGUUCAGUGAUCACAGGAAACCACUCUGCCCUCUUUUACAUGAAUGGAAGAACAAAGCAGAACAUUUUGCAGCUUCGGGAGGUUCAGGUUUGAAACUGAAAUGUUUGUGGCUGCAUGUGUGUCUCCUGUUUAUUGGAGGCUGCACCAUAUUCAAACUUUUUAUACACAGAAACAGAAUAAAUAUCAGGAAUACUACCAUCACAUUUGUAUGACAUGAAUGGUACAUGUGCUGAGUUACACAUUAUUUUGUAUUGAUUUUUGAGUUUAUAAAAAUGUUCAUUUAUUGAUUACAUUCAGAUCAGUUACUGUAUUUAAUAAAUAAAAGUCUUUGAAAU